Molecule: messenger RNA, 8485 nt
Organism: Aedes aegypti (yellow fever mosquito)
Lineage: Eukaryota; Metazoa; Arthropoda; Insecta; Diptera; Culicidae
Product: vacuolar protein sorting-associated protein 13B-like
Source: RefSeq, a predicted model, not a curated record
GCACCAAGAGUGGCCUCAUUUUCGGAAACAGAAUGUUCAAAAUCGAGUACAUCACGCCCAUCAUCCUGAGCUAUGUGGAGAAGUACGUGAAGAACAUCCGGCAAGAUUCGCAGGUGUCGCUAUGGGGCGGGGGAAGUGUGUUCCAGAAUCUGGACCUGAAGCUGGACGUGCUGGAGGAGGAGCUGUCGUUGCCGUUCCAGUUCCUGUCCGGGCACAUCCACGAGCUGGCCAUUCGGGUGCCGUGGACGAAGAUUGCCUCGGAACCGAUCGUGAUCACGAUCAAUACGAUUGAGUUCGUACUGAAGCUGCAAGAACCAGGGAAUCGAUCCGCUCCUCGGAAGGAUGCCUCCAAGAAGGGCAAAAAUUCGGAGGAAGCCCCACCGGGUUACAUGGCCUCGCUGAUCAAUCGAAUCGCCAAUAACAUCACCAUCCGUUGUCACAACGUGAUCCUGAAGUACGUCGAGGAGGACAUCGUGGUGUCAAUGAACAUCCAGCAGCUCUCGAUGGAAUCGGCCGAUGGCAAGUGGAAUCCGGCGUUUAUCGACAUCUCGCCGACGAGGAUUUCCCUGCGCAAGUUGAUCAACAUCGUGGAUCUUACCAUCUGUCUGGACAAGCGCAAUUCGGCGGGGAAGAUUGAAGUGUGCCAGGAACCGGUUCUCUAUCGGAGUACGCUGCAGGCCCGGGUGCUGAUGAAGUACAGUAACGUUCCGACGCAGGACAGGUCCUCCAUCACUCGGAUCGAUAUCCAUAGUAAGUUUCUGGACUUCAACGUUUCGUCGCAGCAGUUUCCGAUGCUGAUGCGGUUGUUUGAGCUCGGAAUGGCACUGAAGCAAGGCAAGAUCAAAAGCGAGAUUGCCCUCGUGCAGGAAUCUGGAGCGGAAGGUGAAGGGGAGACCGGGCAGGAAUCGCUGCUGUCGUGGGCGUGGAAUUUGCUGCCUUCGUUCUUUCCGGAGGAGAACGAGAGUGAUCAUACGGAGGAUCACGAGUUUCAUGUGUUUCAUGCCGGGUACUACGUGGAUCGGAUGCGGAUGAUUUUCAAGACGCAGGAGUUCGUGGGGGACAGUGUGGUCGGAACGGCCAGAAAGAUCAAGUACAAUCCUUUCUUGCAGCUGGAUUUUGAUGGAGUACAUGGAGAGGUGGUGAUCUGCGGUUUGAAGUGGUUCAAUGUUUCUGGGGGGAUUGCUAGGAUAGGGCUUCAAGCCUUAGACGAUUGUCCUUGCGGACAACCUCUGACAAUUCGGGAGAUUUUCCAGAGUGAGGCACAGCUGUCGCGAGACGAACAUAUCAAGGGUUCAUUCUUUGACGACAGCUCCGGAGAGAGUCGUAAGUACAAUGUCAACUGGAACUAUCAUCUUGGGACGUACAGUCAGGAUGUGCUUUUGGGUAAAUCUCCUGCUAUAGCUAUGGAUAUUGUCCACGAAGUGCAGAUUCCGGAUGAUCGGAAAACUUCAGAUUUCGGAAGUGAUCUAGAGUUCAGUAAUCUGUCGGAAAAGUACAUGAUUCGGGCGUUUUUCGGUAAGUUCCGGCUAAAAUUCGGUGCUGAUACUCUUCAUCGGCUGAAAACGUUGAUUUCGUAUAAGGAUGCCUAUGAGUAUUCUCCGUACUACGAAGAAAAGCCUAUUCCUAGUUUAAAUCAGCUACUUCCGCCAUCUGCGGAGGAUUACGACGCUCUGAUGAACGAAAUACCAUUGAAACAAGUUCACAUCACGAUCAUUACCCCUACUCUGGAACUGUUCCCUUUUGAUCAUGGCAAAUUCCAGCUUGGGAGGAAGCGUAGCUCCAGUAAGUUCUCCCAAAAUGGUCAGAUGAUCCCUUACUUAUCGGUAGUCUUCAAUCGGGUCGAGUGCAACAUCCUAACGCCUCUCUACCCCAACCGACUGAUCUUCACAACUUGCCAACUGCCGGAACCACCGUCCAAGCUGUUCGACAGCUGCUUCCAUUCCAUUUCCGGAAAUCUGGAACGCCUCCAAAUCAAACUACACCACAACGAUUCAGAACUGCUCAUUGCCACGGCUAUCAACCUCAAUCACCAGCAUCGAUUCCUCAUUUUCCCGGAACUGUGGCCCAACUCGGAACUCAACAAAAUUGAGCACAACUACGGCAUUUCCGACCUCAAGUUGCUUCUCAGCCCUCCGCAAACCUCAGCCGCAUGGUCCAUCUUCCAGACACUCUCCACCCAAACUGCCUUCUUUCAUCCGUCCGCAGAAAUCCUUUCGAACCUCUUCAAUACCGCAAUGCCAACCCUGGACCUCACAAUAUCCCAAGUUCAUCUCCGGCAAAUCUUCUCAGAGUGCACUAUGUCCCUCAAACUGACCUCCCGCAGCCUCCGCUGUCUCUCCUACAUUCCCAGUACUUCGGCUACUCAACGUUCCCUCACUGCCCUCUGGCCGGAUCACCCCACCGAUGAAGACUUCCUCACCAUCAUCGUCCAACUUCCGAUCGAUCAUCAACUGACCUCUCUUGAGCAUCCUCCUCUCUUCUACGGACGCUUCCUCGAUCUCAGUCUCAACUUCGAUCCCACCCUCUAUGAAUUCCUCCGCAUCCUCCCGGCAAACCUAGCCGCCUGUCAGGAUGACCCCCUAGCUCGGACCCACGCCCGCCACUCCCUAAGCCCGCGGAAAUCGGUCGAACGCAUGCUGCCGAAGAAAGCCACCCAGCCCAUCACCUCGGUCCACUCCAGUUCGGACAAGGUCGACACGCAACCUCCGCCGGCGUUGACUCCCCUUCCGCCGAAGGUGGGAUCAACCGUCGCCGAAGAUGACACCGAGAAAGACGAAGCGGUACCGCAGGAGAGCACAGAAGCGCUCGUCGGAGUGGAGUUUUGGAAGCAGCUGUCCCGUAGGAUCAUCUUCCAUCUGGAGCUGCGGCACUGCACCGUGUACUUUCCGCAGCGCAACAUCGAACACGAGCCGAUCGGAGGCAGGAGGCCACCACCCGAGGAAGAGUUCGGAGACAAUGAGAUCGUCAUGCUGAAGCUUCCACUCAUUACGAUCAAUUCGGCAUUAAAAUCGACAAGCCUGUCCGCCAACAUCAACCGGUUUCCCAUCAGCCUGGCCAAGUCUGUGUGGCCAGACGACAAAGAAAGCUUCCCGUGGACCAUCUCGCUGGCCAACACAUCCAGCUGGACCUACCAGAACCGGCAGAUGAACAAACUGCUCGACGAAACGACCACCAACAUAUCGCUGGUGCUGAACUUCAAGGAAGAUGGCACAGCUUCCUCCGCAUGCUUCCACGUGGACACCUCGCCGCUCAAGGUAAACUUGUUCCAGGAACAGCUGGCACUUCUCAACGUCACACUGAAUAGACUGUUGUCCCUACCGAUGGUUCGAGCUCGUAGCGACUCAAAUGGAAAAUCACGUGAGCCACAGAUUUUGGAGAUCUCCCAGAAAUCCAGCAGCGCCGCAACGGCAACUGAUUUGAAGGAGUUCUUGGAUAUGACCCACAACUCCAGUAGGGCUUCCGAGGAAACCCUAAAGGAAUCAGGCAAAAAGGAAGCUCUUCCCAUUUCCGUUUGGCUGCAGUGGACCUUUUCAAAGGUGACAGUCAAUUGUAUCGGAAAGGACGAAGUCGGCCAGAUGAAAAUACGACUUGCUAUCGAAUUGGAGGACAUCAUCUACAGCUUGGACAUGCAAGACGUGUAUCUGCAAAUCAAGGCCAAAGUCGGUGGCAUGAGCGUCCAGUGCUACGAAUUCGACGUCGACAAAGGAGCUUGGGCCAAGAAUGAGGCGCUGGCAUUGACAGUGCAAACUGACUCAGGCGGUUCAAGCAAAUCCGCCAACGAUACAUUCCUCAACCUAACCUUGACGAAGGCAGAAACCCAAAACGUACAUACCAAAUGGGACACGGUUCGAAAGAAUCGAGAACAUAACGACACCCUCAUCGAAGUCAUCGCCAAAGUAGAGCAAAUCGAUCUACGACUAGACCUGGAUCUGCUGGAACAAUGCUUAGAUGUUCUAACGAUUUUCCAAAAACAAGACGAGCCCGAGCCUCCUCAGAAAGUGUUCGGCGUGAGAGAUCUCCCCCUGAUUCUGUUCUCCAGCAAAGGACUUCGCUUGUUUAUUCCUCUCAGAGAUUGCUCCGAUCGCUGCAACGCCUACAUCUUCAAGAUCAAUUCCAUCACCAUGCAUCACAACGUGGAGAACCCCAUCUGUCGGGUUCCUUUGCGUCCCGACGUCUACACCAAGGCUGCCCAGAUGCGAAUCCUCAACGUCCCGGGGUCCAAAAUCGAAGAUCGCCAGUACGAAGUCCUGCUGAAGGAGAUCUCGCUCAGUACGGCCUGUUGGUCAGACAUCCUGGCGUAUAUCCAAGAUCAAACCUCGGCCACCACCCACCACGACAAUCCGGCCUUCGAAUGGAACAAUCUUCAAGAUGUCCAACGAUCGUCCGACUUCGAAGUCAACACGAUUUUCAAAGAGUUCAACUUCUCCGUCAUCUACGCUCCCUGCAUAAUCUACAAAAAUGUUCUCAUCUGCAGCCAAGCCAUGGAGCUGAACUGCAUGUCCGAUCUUCUCAUGGACCUGGACUUGGAUCAACUACGCCUGGCUGGCAAUAUCUCCCGCAAAAUCAGCAGCAUUCUGCAAGUGAUCAGUCCUUUCCGACAUGGCAGUUCCUCCUCGAACAGCAGUGUGGUCGAGUUCAACCCUGCCCUAUUCAGCAGACAAAUCAGUCAAGAUGCUAUCAGCAUCGACUCCGUGAGGUCGCUGCGAGACUCCGAGUUACCACGAACUCGUCGAAGCUUUUCCAAACUCUCUCGCUUUGAGGAGGACUCCGGUGUGGAAUCGUACAGAGCGUCGGACACGAAGCAGGCAACUUCGAGUGGUAGAAGAAGCAUUGGAGGAGGAUCUCGCCAGAGAAAGAUCUCCAGCCGGUCUUCCGAGCAGAUGUUGAAAACUUCCCUUGGUCCUUCCGCGGAAAAUCAGGUCAUUCCCUACGAAGUCUGCUUCCUAGGCGGUUACUUCAAAGUUAAUCUGCAUGAUAGAAAAUCAACGGAUCAAGAUUCUAAAGUCCUGUUCCGGAUGGUGAUGGCUCAACCGAAUGGAUUACUAUCCCUAAAUCUUCUAGAAAGGGUCGUUCAACUAUCCCUGUUCGACUUGAUCAUCGACCUCGAUGAGCUAUCGCUGCUAAAAACGCUUCCCGGAGAGCCGGACGAUCUUGGCAUACCGCAACCGAUUAUCAAGACCCGUUUCGUAAACAGCACGGCCAAGAAGAACAACGAACUGAGCGUGGAGUUCAAAAGACCGAUCAAGUUUACGGUCUCGCACCAGAAAUUGAAGGUCCUGCAAGAUCUUGGCGAUAUUCUGGUUGGGACCAUGGGUGCACCACAAGCAACCGAUCGACCUCAGCGGAGCCUGAGGAAACUCCCCAAACCCAUACUGAGCCGGAAUAAAUUCAAAAUGAUCAAGUCCAACAUGUACGACGUCGAAAAGGUCAGCGUAAGACUGUCCCAGACGAUGAUCCACCUUCUGGACGAAGAUCACCAAACGUACAACUGCAAACUAUCAUUUUCUGCCAUUCAAUCGACAUUACGAGUGCAAGAGCGACCGGCUCGCAUGUCGUUCAAUCUGGACCUGGAAGAACUGGUCUUCUGCCAAGCUUCGUUCGUGAUCGUGCAUCCAUUUUCAUUCAAUCUGCAAGCGACCUUGACCCAGGAAUAUUGGAAACGCGAUCCGUUGAUCCAAGUUAAGCUGCAUUCGAGUUAUCUUCAGCUGGAUUUCAAUCCGAACAAUCUGCAGGAAGUCCAGAGUAUGUCGGAACUCUUCAAUCAAGUACUAGGUGCAAAGUCUUCGGAAGAAACCGCCAGCAGAACUUCGGUAUCUGCCAGUGCCAAUAUGACGCCAAGUCGGGAGAAUCUGAUUCCUCUGUCGGCGCCGGGAUUCUCCCGAAGGGACUCCAAGGGAGUUCAGGAGGAGCACUACCAAGAUGAUCUCCGGGCCGGGGCGUUUCAAUUUAUCGAGUCCAGUCGAAGUAACGAGUUGCCACUGCCGUACCAGAUUAAGAUCAUCAACCGCGAUCAGGGAAUCAUCUGCUGGCGAUAUCCUCAACCUAGGGCGCUGUACAAUGUGACCGUGUAUCCGGUGCCGAUGAGCACCAACAAACCCCUGAAGAUUCAAUGCAAGCUGGAGUACUACUCGGAGAUCUACAGCGACUUUUUUGAGUUGUGCGACUUUACGUUGUGCGAGAACGAGAAGGUCAUGUUGAAGCUGCCCUCACGCAAGAUCGCCUCGUCCAUCUGGAGGAUCGUCAUGACGCAGAAUGUCAUCUACGAAGGCGGUGGCAGUGACGAAUCCAGCGGCGAAACGGACUCCACCGAGCAUGGCAAAUCUCUCAUCUCGAACAUUACCGACGUUCUGAAGGACACUUACUUGUCGACGGGUCGCAUCGUAAGUCUUCCAUAUCGACUGCACCCGAAGAUCUUCGUGGCUUGCAUGCGGGUUGAUUCGAUGUUCAACCCGAACCUCAUCCCGAACGUCGAAUGCACCGUAGAGCUUCGACCCGUCCAGAUCAAUUUGUUCAACGUGACGAACUUUUCGAUGGAUUCGAAACUUCCGAAACCCUUUGAAAGCUAUCGACUUUGCAAGGAAACCAUAGGAGCCAAGAAUCACAAGUUUCUGAUGCUCAACUCUAGCCACUUGCGGAUUCGCACGGCUAUCUACGACAACUUUGACGUACUGCUCAGUGGAGAGUUGAACCUGCACUGCGAUCUCCUGGACUAUAGUCACUACACAUUCGAGAACAUUUUGGAGUUGGUCAACUUGAAAGUCAUCGCUUCGAUCGAGGAAGACUCGUUGGAACUGAAGACGAUAUCGGAUGACAUACUGGUGCGUUAUGGGCCUUCAGUGGGAUACAACUUGAUAGUGGCGGAAAGAUUCUGGAACUCCAAGGAAGGUUCGGUGUUGAUGUACGGAAAGUACAUCGUUUGCAAUCACACUCACGUUGGGUUGAAAUUCGGUCAGUACGACACCGGGGAGGCGAUCUUCGUGGGUACCCACGAGCUGUGCCUGUACGUAUUCAAAAGUUGUCGUCAUGCCCAGGUUCUGCAGUUGACGUUCAAUGAGAACACAAAAGAUAUCUGCACCGAACCGUUUUCCGUUGCGAAGGAAGGCUUGUUCUAUGUGAGAGUUCUUCCGAUUUUCGAAGAAGACGUUGAAGACGAAAAGCUGUUCGUGGUAAGGAUCGAGAACCUUAGCAACGCUCAGAAACGUAUCACCAUUGAAGGGCAGAUAAAUUUCUUUAACAUGACGACGCAGCGGCUGAAGAUUCAGUACAAGUUUUACAAGGUGAUUCCGAACAGCGAGAAACAUUACGUGUCCACGAGCUUCUUAAUCGAUGGCGGUUCCAAUGCGAACGUAUUCGGCGCGGCGAACAACAAGAAUCAGCAGAGCUUCAAGAUCUCGAUCGACGGUGAGAAGAAAGGCUGGUCUGGAGACAUUCCGAUGCGGGAGAUUAUGAACGGUUCGAAGCCCUAUUUGGUGAAGAUUCCGACGGAGAUCGUCAAGGAGGGAUUCCUCAGCUAUUGGGUACGAAUCAUCCGGGAGAGGAUCGGCGAGAAUGCGGAACUUAAGGAUGCCUUCAACGAGCGGGUUCUGGUGGUCAUUUGGCCGCUUUUUAUGGUGCAAUCGAUGCUAACGGUCAACACCACUGCGUACGAGGAGAAGAUCGAUCAGACCUUCUCAAUCUACGGUCAGGGCGAACGGAGACAACUCGUCGUCUCUGGCACAAAUGCUGAUGAGCAUGAGCUGCAAUUCCGGAUGAACUUCAACGCCCUUCACGGAGAAGACAAGCGAAAGGCCCUACUGUCGUAUCGGUUGAUCGACGGGCGAUCAUUCUUCCAAGUUCCGGAUCGGUUCAAAACGGUUGAAAGCGCCAUUGAAAUGCUACAAAAGAACCACACCCUGAAUUGGCCUUGCUCCCGAGAGGACGAACUCCGCUGGAAGCGUGAGAACUCCAUCCAAGAAGCAACCCUCCCACUGUAUCACUGUUCGGCAGCACAUGAACUAUCUUGCUGUCUUAUGCUGAGUAUCGCCCCAUGGUGCUUGUUCAUCAAUCAACUGGGCUGCCAAGUGCGAAUCAAGAACUAUACAACCAACGAGCAGAACAUCGUAGAACCGAAUAAUAUCCUGAUGCCACAAUACAUCGAAGUCGGGUUCACUCUGGAACUAGACGUUGGCAUGCAGCUGGAAUCCGAACUGAUCUAUCUGAACGGAGAGUUCAAAAAGCAGGCACCCAACAGCUACGUUCUACCGGUGGAGGGUUCGAUCGAAAUCAACUUGCGAUCCGAGAAUGGGGUAAGUAAAACUAUAUUAUUCCUAAUUUCUAAUUACAUUUUGCCCUUAACCUGGACGUCCGGUUUCACGGCCGCGACCGCUUCCUGGAAGACUUGAAGAACUCGAUCCACCCGUUCGGUGGUAGCGUUCUGUCCCAUCAAACCAAUUCGGAACACCUGCCCGGCUGUGGGCCCUAAACCUCCGCUGAUUUCCACCAAAUA